AUGACAGGCAGGCAGGUGCAGGUGGUGGCAGGGAGGAGUGCCAUGGUGGAGGGAGGAGUGCCAUGGUGGAGGGAGGAGUGCCAUGGUGGAGGGAGGAGUGCCAUGGUGGAGGGAGGAGUGCCAUGGUGGAGGGAGGAGUGCCAUGGUGGAGGGAGGAGUGCCAUGGUGGAGGGAGGAGUGCCAUGGUGGAGGGAGGAGUGCCAUGGUGGAGGGAGGAGUGCCAUGGUGGAGGGAGGAGUGCCAUGGUGGAGGGAGGAGUGCCAUGGUGGAGGGAGGAGUGCCAUGGUGGAGGGAGGAGUGCCAUGGUGGAGGGAGGAGUGCCAUGGUGGAGGGAGGAGUGCCAUGGUGGAGGGAGGAGUGCCAUGGUGGAGGGAGGAGUGCCAUGGUGGAGGGAGGAGUGCCAUGGUGGAGGGAGGAGUGCCAUGGUGGAGGGAGGAGUGCCAUGGUGGAGGGAGGAGUGCCAUGGUGGAGGGAGGAGUGCCAUGGUGGAGGGAGGAGUGCCAUGGUGGAGGGAGGAGUGCCAUGGUGGAGGGAGGAGUGCCAUGGUGGAGGGAGGAGUGCCAUGGUGGAGGGAGGAGUGCCAUGGUGGAGGGAGGAGUGCCAUGGUGGAGGGAGGAGUGCCAUGGUGGAGGGAGGAGUGCCAUGGUGGAGGGAGGAGUGCCAUGGUGGAGGGAGGAGUGCCAUGGUGGAGGGAGGAGUGCCAUGGUGGAGGGAGGAGUGCCACGGUGGAGGGAGGUGAGGGGCUUACAGCGCCUUGAGGGAGGUGAGGGGCUUGAGCGGCGCAGCAAAGAGGUCAAGGCGGCCCUGGAAGAGGUUGUAGCCGAGGUCCCUGCGGUGGGGAGAGGGGGAGGGCGAGAUGCACAGUAUGUGAGGGUGGUGAGGUGUGCUUACAGGUAUGUGAGGGUGGUGAGGUGUGCUUACAGGUAUGUGAGGGUGGUGAGGUGUGCUUACAGGAAUGUGAGGGUGGUGAGGUGUGCUUACAGGAAUGUGAGGGUGGUGAGGUGUGCUUACAGGAAUGUGAGGGUGGUGAGGUGUGCUUACAGGAAUGUGAGGGUGGUGAGGUGUGCUUACAGGAAUGUGAGGGUGGUGAGGUGUGCUUACAGGUAUGUGAGGGUGGUGAGGUGUGCUUACAGGUAUGUGAGGGUGGUGAGGUGUGCUUACAGGUAUGUGAGGGUGGUGAGGUGUGCUUACAGGAAUGUGAGGGUGGUGAGGUGUGCUUACAGGAAUGUGAGGGUGGUGAGGUGUGCUUACAGGAAUGUGAGGGUGGUGAGGUAUGCUUACAGGAAUGUGAGGGUGGUGAGGUGUGCUUACAGGAAUGUGAGGGUGGUGAGGUGUGCUUACAGGAAUGUGAGGGUGGUGAGGUGUGCUUACAGGAAUGUGAGGGUGGUGAGGUGUGCUUACAGGAAUGUGAGGGUGGUGAGGUGUGCUUACAGGAAUGUGAGGGUGGUGAGGUGUGCUUACAGGAAUGUGAGGGUGGUGAGGUGUGCUUACAGGAAUGUGAGGGUGGUGAGGUGUGCUUACAGGAAUGUGAGGGUGGUGAGGUGUGCUUACAGGAAUGUGAGGGUGGUGAGGUGUGCUUACAGGAAUGUGAGGGUGGUGAGGUGUGCUUACAGGAAUGUGAGGGUGGUGAGGUGUGCUUACAGGAAUGUGAGGGUGGUGAGGUGUGCUUACAGGAAUGUGAGGGUGGUGAGCGUGGGCGAGCCCAUGAGAUUGGGCGUGCCCUGUGCUGCCGCGGCGGCGGAGUCGGGCAAGCACGUGCCAGUGCCGCCGCAGAAGGGCGGCACGGCGUUGGUGGAGCCGCAGAUGGCGCAGUCUGCUGCGGGGCACUGUGUGGUGCCGCCCAUGCCGCACACCGAGGGCGUGGCGAAGCAGUUGGUGUGGCCGUCGCACCACUGCAGCGUCAUGGAGCCCAUAGCGUGGAAGAAGUUGCCGCGCAGGUCCAGGGUUCUCAUCGUGGGGGACGCCGGGACGCUGCCCGUGAGGUAG
Molecule: messenger RNA, 1986 nt
Organism: Closterium sp. Yama58-4
Lineage: Eukaryota; Viridiplantae; Streptophyta; Zygnematophyceae; Desmidiales; Closteriaceae
Source: the annotation of a GenBank genome assembly